This is a messenger RNA of Mytilus californianus (California mussel), 570 nucleotides long. RefSeq names its product MIF-like protein mif-2. Lineage: Eukaryota; Metazoa; Mollusca; Bivalvia; Mytilida; Mytilidae. Bases 136 to 555 code for a protein of 139 amino acids. Gene Ontology annotation, molecular function: phenylpyruvate tautomerase activity. The transcript has 4 exons. The record is from RefSeq and is a predicted model, not a curated record.
GAGUAUCAAAUGCAAUUCAGGUGUUUGUUUAUUUUUACACCUUCUGCAGGAAGGAAAAAAAAUGCCCAUCAUAUUCAAAAAAAGAUUUUAUCUUUCUGAUAUGCAAAAUUAAUUUAACUUUUAUAUAUGUAGUGGAUGCCAGGCCUUAAAACUUUCCAAACUGCACAGUUUGUAUGCAGUAUGCCUAAGAUAAUAAUUCACACCAACAUAAAAAACGAAGACAUUCCAGAUGACUUCGAAGAAAAGGUUGCACAAAAAGUCUCUGAAGUCGUAGGAUAUCCUAUUGAGAUUAUAUAUGUGUCUGUAACCCCUGGUGACAGGAUGAUACACAAUGGUAGCCGGGAUCCAAUAGCGUUUGUUGAUAUUGAUACGGCAAUGAAGUUCAGUGAAGAAGUAAAUCCUGGUUAUACUGCAAAAUUCCAAGAAUUCUUUACCAAGGCACUAAACAUUCCAUUAUCAAGGUUAAUUCUACAUUAUCACGACGCCAAAGUAUCAGAUUACGGUGUAUACAGAAGACCACCCGAAUAUAAACACGAACAAUAUUUCUCACAAUAAAGCUAUUUCUAUCUA